GACGCGUGCUUGAAUUUGAAUUCAGGCGAGAGCUAACAACUUGUUCACAUAUUAGUCAAAUACUACAGCACAACAGAAGCAGCGAGCUUUAAUUUAACUCCCUAAUCUAAUUGUUUAUUAUAGAAUAGUCUGUACGUUUGUGUGUGUUACGUUUAAAUCGCUGCUCAGUGCUGUUUGAGAAGAGAUCACUACACUUGCAAUGAAAGCGGGCGUCCACUGCCGUUGUUCAAAAUGCUACUCGGUUCCGGCCAGGAAGCGGGUCCGUAAGCGAACUCCAGCCCUCACCUUGCUGUCUCUACCUGAGGAGGUCCUCCUCUGUGUGUUCCAGUGCCUCUCUGCUGAAGACCUGCUGUCUGUCAGAGCAGUUCACUCCCAGCUGCGGGACAUUGUUGACAACCACUCCAGCGUGUGGGCGAGGGUCAGUUUCAAAGACACGUGGCCAUCCCCCAACACCUUAUGGCUGUUUGAAAGAGCUGCAGAGAAAGGGAAUUUUGAAGCUGCUGUGAAGCUAGGGAUUGCUUAUUUGUACAAUGAAGGACCGUUGCUGAGCGAUGAGGGGCGAGCGGAUGUGUGUGGUCGUAAGGCCUCCCACUUCUUCAGCCUGGCAGAGAGCCUGCACUCUCCCACCACGGAUCCCUUCAUCUGGGUGUUCAUCCGUCCUCCGUGGUCGCCCACCGGCAGCUGCUGCAAGGCCGUGGUGUUCGACCGGCUCAAGGCUGAGUGUGACAGCAACGCGGAGAAGAGAGGACCCCUGUUGCACUGUUUGGCCAGAGUUUUGCAGCUGUUUGAGGGUGACUCAAGACAUUCGGAGGCCAUAUCUAUGCUGGAGGAGUCAUCCCAGGCCGGCUGUCUGCAGAGCUCCUAUCUGUUGUGGGAACAAAACCGGAAAGCAGCUAUGGCAGACCCAGGCAGGUACCUCCAGUGUAUCCGAACCCUCAGGGACUAUGCUGUGAAAGGAUGCUGGGAGGCUCAGCUCUCCCUGGCCAAAGUGUGCAGCAGUGGGAAUCCUCUGGGUCUGGAGCCAAAAGCCUGCUCUGACCUGGUGGCUCAGCUCUUCAGCUCCACUAGGCCGGCAUCACGACCCUGCGCUCAGGGCGUCCUGAGACGAGGCAUUAAGGACACAAUGAGAUACAUCCUGGUGGACUGGCUCGUGGAGGUGACCACCAUGAAGGAUUUCUCCAGCCUCACGCUGCAUGUGACUGUGGGCUGUGUGGACCGCUACCUGGCCCUGCGCUCUGUCCCCAAGGCCCGCCUCCAGUUACUGGGAAUCGCCUGCAUGGUGGUUUGUACACGCUAUAUGAGUAAAGAAAUCCUGACGAUACGUGAAGCUGUCUGGCUCACAGACAACACCUACAAAUAUGAGGACCUGGUCCGAAUGAUGGGGGAGGUCGUCUCUGUGUUGGAGGGGAAGAUCAGGAGCCCCACACUGCUGGACUACGGGGAGGUCCUGCUGUCGCUGCUCCCUCUGGAGAGGCGGACGACUCACCUCUUCAGCUACAUCUGCGAGCUGUCGCUGCUCUACUCGGCCCUCGCCGCGCCGCCGCCUUCCAAACUGGCCUGCGCCGUGCUGCUGCUUACACGAGCGCUCCAUCACUAUGCUCCCGUCUGGCCCAGCCAGUUAGUCGACUACACAGGCUUCUCCAAGCAAGACCUCAGCUCCCUCUCCGUGCUGCUCUAUGUCAAGUGUUUCAGUCAAGACGUUCCCAAAGAUUACAGGCACGUGUCUCUUACUGGCGUCACGCAGCGGUUUGAAGACGAGGCUUACCAGAACAUCAGCAAAGAAACGGUGAUGGAUUUUAAAGAGCUGUGUCAGAUCUUGGAGAUUCCCGAGGUGGCGCCCCAGAUGGAGCCUCCCAGUCCCACUGGUCAACCAGCAGACAUCCACACCUUCCUCGCCUCUCCGUCCAGCACCAACAAGAGGAGGCGCGAUGAUGCCAUGCAGGCCCGCAGAGCCAGCUUCGUGGCCACGCCCACGGCCGAGCUGUCCAAUCAGGAAGAGACGCUGCUGGGCGACAUCCUGGACUGGAGCCUGGACACGUCCAGCUCCGGUUAUGAAGGGGACCGGGAGGAAGAGAGCGAGGGAGAGAAAGACGCCGAUUCUUCAAUGAUAUCCAUCAAACUGCAGCCGGUGACUGAUGCCGACAGCAGGCAGGAGCACUGCAGAGCUCUGUCCAGUGACGAGGACAGCUUCUCGGAAGCAGAAGGGGACGUGAGCGAGGAUCGCCGGGAAAACCAGGAGCCACUUUCCUUCUCCGCAGACCUCCACAGUUCAGGAUACUCCUCUGUCCAGAGUGUCAGCCCCUCCUCCACCUGCUCCUCCUCCCUCAUGCCUUGCACAUUCAAGACCUUCACCACGUCCCUGGGGGCGGCCUCCGCCAACGCACAGCCGGGCUUCCGCCUCCUGGUGCCCAUGCAGAGGCCUCGGGGCACGUCCAGACAACAAGUGAAGAGGAAGAACUCUGCAGCUCACAGCGGAGGCGAGGUGGAGAGAGAAGAGGAGGAGGAGGAAGGAGACAAGUAUUCUGCCGACGCAAAGUUUCUGAGCCUAUAGACGGUGUUUGUUCCAGACCUCCUGCUCAGUUAAUGUCCCCCCCAGCACUUUUUGGUAACGCUUUAUAUUAAGGUCAUUGUAAUAACCAUUAAUUAACAAGUAAUAAGGCCCUUGUAAGUCCUUACAAGAUGCUUAUUAACAUUAUUGUGUGUUUAUAAGCUUAUAUAAGUGUUAAUAAUGGCAUUACAAACACCCAUGACCCACCCAUUAUGUCUUUGCCAUGCCUUUAUUAAUCUUAUUUUGUUUGCUUAUUGAUGUUAAAAUAUACUUUAUUGCUCAUAUAUUAUAUAUCUAGUAUGCUUUUUGCAACUACUGGAUCUAAAGCGAGAGCAAUGCCUUAUUACUUGUUAAUUAAUGGUUAUUAAGGACCUUAUUAUAAAGCGUUACCCACUUUUUUUUAAGUUCUCCAUGCUGUUCCUCACUCCUUUCAGUCUGCACUGAGCCAUCCAUUGCCAAAAGAUCAAAAAAAGACUUUUAUACUUAAGACGAGUAAGGGAAAACCAAUGAAUAACAGAGGAACUUUCCUUCCUAUUGCAUUACAUUUCAUUUACACGUUUACAGGCAGGGCACAAUGAAAUACCUCCCAUAAACCGAGAAUCCCAGUCAGCUCAGAAAAACCACUGGAACAGGACUCGACUUUUUCCUCACGACCAUUUUUCUGUCUCAGAUCGGGGAAUGGAACCUCACGGACUUUGUUUUUCAUUGUUAAUAUCAUAUUGUGGUAAAACCUCAAACAUUGCUGUCAUUUUAUUGAGAUUGUUUUGGUUGUCAUAGUUUCUGAUACGCACUGUCUGUACAAGACUCUAUCUUGUAUUUGGUGAAUGUCAACAACAGGUGACCACUGUCAUCUAGUUGAUGGAAAUGUCUGAAUCUGAAGUAGGGCUGGGCGAUAUGGACCAAAAGUCAUAUCCCGAUAUAUUUAGGCCGAGUAUCGAUAUACGAUAUUUAUACAGGAUUCGUACGGGUGCUUGAAAUAUUUGAAAAUGCUUGAAUUUAAAUGUUGUAUUUUCAAGGUUUAAAAAGUGCUUGGAUUUUGGAUAAAGUGCUUGUAAAUGCUUGAAAUUCUUACUGUAUUUCUCUUGCAAUCUGACUAUAUCCAUCUAUAGACUAUAGAUAAUCACAUGUUCAAUGUAAAAAAUAUUUAGUAGCCUAUCUGAAAUGAAGACCGUUCCUCCUAAAAGUGUAAUACCAUCACUGUUGGUAUGGUUACGUGAAAUCUCCCCAUUUUAGUAUGUAAGUACUCAUCUAAAACAUGCAAUUUACAACCGUUUUAAGGUCCUGGAAAAGCUUGAAAAUGGACCUGGAAAGUCCUUGAAAAGUGCUUGAAUUUGACCACUGCUAAAGUGUACGAACCCUAUUUUUUUUAUUGCAAAGUGAAAGCAAAUGUUCAGUCAAAGCCAAAUAUGACAUGUCACAAGUAGUUUAAUUGAAACCGUUUAUUUAAGUGAACAUAAAUACUGUAUAACAACAGGAGUACUUUUUUUUUUUUAAAUCAAAGCUCCAUAAAGUGCACAUUUAAAUAAAAAAAUAUCUUAAAUAAAAGCUGCAGCUUGCCUGGAGCAAGGAUCACAGUGCACAAUUUGAACUAUAUCGAUAUAUGCGAUAGGCUUGUCACGAUACUAAAAUUUUCAACUCGAUACCGAUACUCUGUACCAUUUUGGAUACCACAAGGAUAAAAACAAAGACCCCAAAAUUUAACAGAAAUGUUUUUAUUAACAAGAAAAAUGCAAUAUGUAAAAAUUAACAGAACCACAGGUUAAAUAUUUAUAAUAAAAAAACAGUUGUUCAAAAAGAAACUACAACUAUAAUAACAAGUUUCAGAUACUCGAUACUUUUGAAAAUGAGUAUUGUAUCCGGAUACAACAUUUUAGUAUCGAUACUUUUUUAAGUAUUGAUACUUUUGACAACCCUGAUAUGCGAUAUGGUCUAAUUCCAUAUCACAUUUUAAAAUAUAUCCAUAUAUCGCCCAGCCCUAAUCUGAAGCCUAAAAAAAAAUAUGAUUGUAUGAAUUCCUCUUGUUCUGUUUUGUCCUUACUUCUAAGUGUGUUUGCCAAAGGUACUGUGCUGGUGUCAUUUGUGUUUUCAGGGGCAUCUACGUAAUAGAAACCGAGCUGUGAAAUUAAUCUUUCAGUCUGCAUCUUCUAGAGCAGCGGUUCUCAACCUUGGGGUCGGGACCCCAUUUGGGGUCACGAGAUGAUUUCUGGGGGUCGCCAAAUCAUUUUGGAGGUCAGCUCUGUCUCCACUGUGUUAAAGUGUUCAUGUGUUAAUGUGUUUUAGUCUUUUUGGUCA
Messenger RNA from Centropristis striata (black sea bass), 4840 nucleotides. RefSeq names its product cyclin F (gene ccnf). The transcript has 17 exons. Lineage: Eukaryota; Metazoa; Chordata; Actinopteri; Perciformes; Serranidae. Gene Ontology annotation, cellular component: cyclin-dependent protein kinase holoenzyme complex; cytoplasm; centrosome. Gene Ontology annotation, biological process: mitotic cell cycle phase transition; regulation of cyclin-dependent protein serine/threonine kinase activity. Bases 200 to 2551 code for a protein of 783 amino acids. Gene Ontology annotation, molecular function: protein binding; cyclin-dependent protein serine/threonine kinase regulator activity. The record is from RefSeq and is a predicted model, not a curated record.